This is a messenger RNA of Rhagoletis pomonella (apple maggot), 2423 nucleotides long. RefSeq names its product piggyBac transposable element-derived protein 3-like. Lineage: Eukaryota; Metazoa; Arthropoda; Insecta; Diptera; Tephritidae. The transcript is spliced from 2 exons. Gene Ontology annotation, molecular function: sequence-specific DNA binding. The record is from RefSeq and is a predicted model, not a curated record. The coding region runs from base 661 to 1659 and encodes 332 amino acids.
AUAACUCGUGGCCUUAACCCAUUAGUGCAUAAGGUCCCUUUAAAGGGACGGUCAGCUUUUGCUCUCUUACUCUCCCAUUUUGCAAUACAGAUCUCAUGUAAGUUGAUGGUAUAGUUGUUGACAUUACACCAAACCAGUUUGUGAUUGAUUGCAGUGCAGUAAACUUUAAAUUGUGUGAUUUUUUUUGCGAAAUAUGGAACAAAAACUAAAAAAAAAUAUCAGAACACGUGGGAGGUAAGUAAAUGUGAAUAACAAAUAAAUACAGGUGAAAUUAUUUAACAAUUUUAAAUGCAAUUAUCUUAAAUUUAUUGUAAUAAACAAAUUUAAGUGGUUGUGAGUGAUAAAAAUAUUGUAAUUUGUGAAUAAUACCGUUAUUUAUCCAACGUCCCUUAUAAGGGACGCUAUGCAGACAGGACAGUUAACAAUAAUAUUUUAUUACAACAAUAAUAUUUUAUUACAGACUAACAGUAGCUGAAAUACUGGAAGAGAUCGAAGCUUUUGAUGGUCAGUUGCAAGAACUUAACAUUUUUGCAAUCCCACCAUUGGAGGAAAAUGAGACCGACCAGGAUUCGGACGGUAGUGAUGACGAACACGAGGCGAACUUGGAUCAUCUCGGCCCGAAAUUAUUGACUGCGGAAGGCGAGAUCCAAGACGAAUUCGAUGACUGGAGUGACAGUGACGAUGAGCCACUGGCUAAAUACAGAAAAACCGUCAGUUCGAGUGUGCGUGCGGGAAAUGCCUUGCGUUGGCGAAAAGUGGACCCGGUGUACGACAUACAAACGGAAUGCGAAACAAUACCGCCGAGUGCCGAAGCUCAAGCCGCCAGUUCGCCUACUGAUUUCUUUGAGCUAUUUUUUUUCUGAAGGCAUCAUAAAUUUUUGUGUUGAGCAGACAAAUUUAUAUGCUCUUCAGAAAAAUGUUGACCUGAGAAUGAGUAUGGACGAGGCGAGAGUUUUUAUUGGCGGUAUUUUGAUGUCGGGGUACGCAAAAUACCCCAACAAACGUUUGUAUUGGUCGGAGAAAUCUGAUUCGCCAAGAUUGCUAGCGAACAGCAUGAGGCUGAAUCGAUUUGAGAAAAUUCUAAAUAAUUUCCAUCUGAAUGACAACACGCAAGCCCAGGGUACCGAUCGGCUUUACAAAAUUAGGCCACUAAUUACUCACCUGAACGAGGCGUUUCUAAAGCAUGGUGGAAUGGACGAGAAUCUCUCCAUUGAUGAGAGCAUGAUACCGUAUUAUGGUAGGCACUAUGCUAAACAAUAUAUCCGUGGUAAGCCCAUUCGAUUUGGAUUCAAAAACUGGGCUCUGAAUUCCAGCGAUGGAUAUAUGCUUCAGUUCGAUGUGUAUAUGGGCAAAAAUGCAGAGAGCGUCCCACAAGGAUAUGGAGUAGGAGGUGACAAAGUGGUUGAUCUCCUCACGAAAGCAAAUGUACCACACCAUAAGGGAUUCAAGCUUUUCAUCGACAACUAUUUUACGUCCGUGAAACUGUUGCGCAAUUUGGCCAGUAUGGGGAUUUGUACAUCUGGUACAAUUAGAGACGGUCGCAUAGAGAAGUGUCCUCUUCGUAAAAUAGCCGCCAUGAAAAAGGAGCAGCGAGGAUCCAGCGAUUUUCGUUUUACUGACGAUGGAUGGCAAGAUUCUCGUUGUAAGAUGGAAAGAUAAUAAUGUGGUCACCAUUGGCUCCAACUUUGAUACCAUCGAUAUCGGGACGUGCAAGCGCUACGCGAGAGGGCAAGGUGCGAUACAGAUACCACAGCCGAAACUUCUUCAGCGCUAUAAUCAAGGCAUGGGAGGCGUUGAUAAAAUGGACCAGAUGGUGGCUGUGUACCGGUCUAGAAUUAGACAGCGUAAGUGGUGGUGGCCCAUAUUUGCAUAUUUGUUGGACGCAUCGAUCGUAAACGCAUGGAUCCUUAUGCGGAAAGUUCAUCCGAACGACCCAAAUUGUGGCACUCUGCUAAUUUUUCGCAGGUACAUAGCCAAUUCGUAUCUAGAGAGAUACGGAAUGCCGUCCUCAAGAGGAUCGAGUAGAACCAGCAUCAACCCUGAUGCGCGCUACGAUGGAAAAAACCAUAUGAUUGAGUACUCGAAUACGGAUAAGAGAUGUGCCUAUUGCGGAAAGAAGUCUAACUUUGUAUGUACUAAGUGCGAGAAAGGGCUUCAUCCGAAAGAAUGCUUCAAGCAAUAUCACACUUCAAAUGCCCAUACUGCAUAGUGUCCCUUAUAAGGGACGGUCCCCAAAACCCCCAAAACACAUUUUUUUUAAUAAAUCGAAUUAAAACUACUUUAUUAGACUUAUUUCAAUGCAUAAUGAUAAAAAAAAGGUAAGUAUAGCGCCAGGGAACUUCAUGCACUAAUGGGUUAACCGAAACCGCCCCUGUGAAGAACAAAGCGUUCGGCACUGUCAGUCAUUCAACGCUGAUAGAAGA